Molecule: messenger RNA, 312 nt
Organism: Dibothriocephalus latus
Lineage: Eukaryota; Metazoa; Platyhelminthes; Cestoda; Diphyllobothriidea; Diphyllobothriidae
Source: the annotation of a GenBank genome assembly
AAGACAUUGACGUCUGCAAACUGCCCGUCGAAGAGGGACAGUGCAGAUCCCACAUGCGCCGGUUCUACUUUGACGCAAGUGAUGGCACCUGCAAGUCUUUCAUCUACACUGGAUGCCGUGGGAACGAGAACAAUUUUGAUUACGAGGCGGAUUGUUUGGGAACGUGCAGCAGUUCAGGUAUGGUUCGUUUUUUUGCAUGCAAUUUGCAUGAACAAACUAUAUGUAACUCAAAAAAUUGGAGGUCACCUUUCAGAGGAAACGCGAGCCUCCAUGUGUCUUUCAAAGGUGGUCCGGUCACGCUUCCGGCGCUAA